Molecule: messenger RNA, 3138 nt
Organism: Fragaria vesca subsp. vesca
Lineage: Eukaryota; Viridiplantae; Streptophyta; Magnoliopsida; Rosales; Rosaceae
Product: receptor-like protein 12-like
Exons: 1
Coding region: 1-3138 (1045 amino acids)
Molecular function (GO): protein binding
Source: RefSeq, a predicted model, not a curated record
AUGAAGACUCUCAUGUCUUUCUUCCUUUCCUUGAUCGUUGCAGUUCACAGCCAGCAGUGUCUCAAAGACCAGCAACUAAACUUGCUCGACUUCAAGAACAGCCUUCUAUUCAAUGCUUCUCUUUCCUCCAAGCUUGUAUCAUGGGAUUCGAGAACCGACUGCUGUUCUUGGCCUGGUGUAAGUUGCAGUACUAAUGGCAGUGUUGUUGGUCUUGACAUCAGCCGUGAGUCUAUCUCAGGUGGAAUCUACAACUCUAGCAGUUUGUUUGAUCUUCAACAUCUUCAAAGCCUCAGUUUGGCCUUUAACAACUUUACUGGCUCUCAAAUUCCAUCUGCAACCGGAAAGCUCACAAGUUUGAGGUACCUAAACUUAUCCUCUGCUGGUUUUGGAGGGCAAAUUCCCAUUGAGAUUUCUUUGUUGGGAAAGUUGGUAAUCCUUGAUAUUUCCUAUAAUCAAGGACUUGAGAUCCAGGAUUUGAGCAUGCUGAUUCAGAACCUCACAGAACUUACAGAGUUAUAUCUUGACAAUGUGAGUAUAUUGUCACAGACAAGUGACUGGUCCCUAGCCAUAUCAUCAUCACUGCCAAACCUGAAGGUGUUGAGCUUAUCCAACUGUCACCUUUCUGGCCCUAUUGACAAGUCCCUGGCUAAGCUCUCAUCUCUAUCCGUGAUUCGGUUGGAUUUAAACAAGAUAUCUUCUCCCAUUCCUGGAUUCUUUGCCAACUUUGCAAACUUGACUACCUUGAGUCUCAGAAGCUGUGGUUUGCAGGGAACAUUUCCAAAAGAGAUCAUUCAGGUACCUUCUUUACAAACUAUUGACCUUUCCUAUAACUAUGGUCUUGGUGGUUCUUUGCCUGAAUUUUCGAAGAACGCAUCUCUUCAGUCCUUGAAUCUUUAUGUGACAAACUUUUCAGGGGUCUUACCUGACUCCAUUGGAAACCUCAAUAUGUUGUCAACAAUAAAUCUUUCAGGAUGCAAAUUUUCAGGAUCAAUUCCAAGGGCGAUGGGAAACCUUACAAAAUUGGUUCAUUUUGAUUUGUCAGGGAAUCAGUUUAAUGGCUCAAUUCCGUGCUUCAGUAGCGCAAAAAAUCUAGCCGAAAUAAAUCUGUAUGCCAAUGAUCUAACUGGUCAUAUUGGUUGCACUCAGUGGCAAAACCUUACUAGCCUAGUGAGUAUCAACUUAGGUAGUAAUGUGUUCCAAGGGAGUCUUCCAUCCUCUUUGUUUUGUCUUCCCUUGCUGAAGAGCUUAAAUCUUGGCCACAAUCAAUUCUCUGGUCAAUUCCCUGAAAUUUGCAAUGCCUCUUCUUACUUGAUGGAAAGUGUUGACUUAAGUGACAACAAUCUUGAAGGGCCAAUUCCCAUGUCUAUCUUUAAUCUCCUAGGACUUAAGGAACUUCUUCUUAAUUCAAACAGUCUCAAUGGCUCAUUUCCUCUUGAUGGUCUUCACCAGCUCAUAAAUCUUGAGAUUCUUUAUCUUCAAGAGAAUAGCUUGGUGCUUAGUUAUGAUGCUACCAAUUCCUCUUAUUCCUCAUUUCCUCAGCUUUAUCAAUUGAAGUUAGCUUCAGGAAAGCUGACAACAUUCCCUGAUUUCUUGAGAAAUCAAUCCGGAUUGGCAUUUCUGGACCUCUCAAAUAACCUGUUACAUGGCAUGAUACCUAACUGGAUAUGGAAACUUAAUCUUUACCAGCUGAACCUCUCCUGUAAUUCCCUACAAACUAUAGAAGGUCCUUUACUCAAUGUCACAUCUCCAGUAUUUUUGCUGGACCUUAGUUACAACAAGCUUCAAGGGCAGAUCCCAGAUUUCUCUUCUUAUUAUCUGGAUUACUCCAGCAAUAAUUUCAGCUCUGGCAUACCAACUGGUGCAGAUUUCUGUAGGUAUACUUCCUUUUUCUCUGCUGCAAACAAUAACCUCAGUGGGAUCAUUCCUGGAUCAAUUUGCAAUUCAGCAUCUCUUGAGGUCCUCGAUCUAUCCAAUAAUUCCUUCACUGGCACGCUACCUCAGUGCUUCACCACAAUGAGUGGCCUUGCAGUACUUGAUUUAAGUGGAAACAAUGUUACUAACGUUGUAAUACCUCAGAAUUGCAACUUGGGAAGUCUAGACCUGAGUGGAAAUCAGUUGGAAAGCCAGCUUCCAAAAUCUCUUGCCAACUGUACAAAGUUGGAGGUGUUAAACCUCGGAAACAAUCAGAUAACAGAUGCCUUUCCUUGCUUUUUGAAGAACAUAUCCACCUUGCGUCUGCUUAGUUUACGGUCCAAUAACUUUUACGGAUCCUCUGUUUGUCCCAAGACUAAUGGAGGUUGGCCAAUGCUUCAGAUCAUAGACCUAGCUGACAAUAAUUUUGAAGGUGAAAUAUCUGGAAGCUUUUUAUCAACUUGGCAAACAAUGAUAGCCAACGAAGAUAAUGCUGCUCGAUAUCGCUAUCACCUUGGGAUGCAGGGAGGUAUGCGUUAUGUGAUUAAUUAUAAAGAUGCAGUUACAGUUACUAGCAAAGGUUUACAGAUGAACCUGCCAAGCAUUCUCACUGUUUUCACCUUAAUUGACUUCUCAUGCAACAAGUUCAAUGGAUCAAUUCCUGAGGAAAUCGGAGGACUCAAAUCACUACGAGUCCUCAACUUGUCCAAAAAUGCUUUCACAGGUGCAAUCCCAUCAUCACUAAGUAGCUUGCAAGUAGUUGAGUCCUUAGACCUCUCGCAGAACAAGCUGAGUGGCGAAAUUCCACCACAGUUUGCAAAACUUACUUUCCUUACUGUCUUGAAUCUAUCAAAUAAUCAACUGGUGGGCAGAAUUCCAACAAGUACUCAAUUUUCCACAUUUCCAAAAUCUUCAUUUCAAGGAAAUAUAGAUUUAUGGGGGCCUCCUUUGACAGAAGACAACAUAGCGGGAACAUCACCGCCAAUAGUAGGAGGAAGUCGUCAAACUUCUGGACAUGAGGUUGAUUGGGAUGUUAUCAGUGUUGAAAUUGGAUUCGCAGCUGGCUUUGGAGUUGCCAUUGCAUCACUAUUCUUAUGCAAGAGAUGGAGGCAGUGGUACUACAUAACUAUGUAUAAAAUACUUCUUAAGAUCUUCCCUCAGCUAGAACAAAGAUUUGGCAAUCACAGACGACAUGUUUCCAUCCAUCAAAGGUACGGGAGGCGUUGA